Messenger RNA from Aspergillus neoniger CBS 115656, 1068 nucleotides. RefSeq names its product FAD-dependent oxidoreductase. The record is from RefSeq and is a predicted model, not a curated record. Gene Ontology annotation, molecular function: oxidoreductase activity. The coding region runs from base 1 to 1068 and encodes 355 amino acids. NCBI's taxonomy places the organism in Eukaryota, Fungi, Ascomycota, Eurotiomycetes, Eurotiales, Aspergillaceae. Gene Ontology annotation, cellular component: mitochondrion. The transcript has 3 exons.
AUGAGCUCCCCGACAAACCGGAAGGGCUCACUGCCCCAUCAAUUGCGCACCGCUGCCGAACCCCGCCAGAACCGACUGUACAAUGUCCGGCUGUCGCAUAUCGAACAGGCCAAUCCUUCCGUGCGACUGCUACAGCUGACCAUCCCUCCGGAGGUCCAAAAUAUCGAAGAUGAAGGCCAGGAAGUGGAUGAAUUAGCCAACCCCCAACAACCCCUAACAUUCCUCCCGGGUCAAUGGCUGGACGUCCAUAUUCCCUCCAUCCCAAACGCAGGCGGCUUCAGUAUUACCUCCACUCCAGCCGACGCACAAGUCCUCCCAUCCCUAGAAUUCCCCGCCGAGGCAAUCACCACUGAUGAAACCGACGUUCCCCCCAUCGACCCGCGCGGUCGGCCACCCUACGUAGAGUUAGCCGUGCAAUAUGCGCCCUCCAACCCAGCCAGCGUAUGGCUCUGGCGACCGGCGGAUCAGAUCCUAGGCACGGAACUUAGUAUCCGCGUCGGAGGGAGUUUUGUAUGGCCACCAUCUUCCCGCGUGGACUUGACGAAAGUUCGAAAUGUAGUCUUCGUGGCAGGCGGAGUAGGAAUCAACCCACUGAUAUCCAUGCUCUCGCAUCUUAACAAUGGCGACGAGAUAUCUCUUCCUCACCCAUCAUUCAAUAUUCGAUUUCUGUACUCAACGAAACUUCCACGGAAAGAAGAAGGAACAGUAACCGGGAAUGGCACAAGUAGUCUGCAGCAGAUCUUGUUUCUUUCACGUCUACGACAGAUCAUUGCGUCGCAGUCACAGAUUCGUCGAUUGCAGAUUAGUUUAGAUCUUUUCAUCACCGAUCCUGGUUUGGAUCGAAGUUCUCUUACUGAAUUUGCGGAAUCUGGGGAUCUGAACCUGCACACGCGGAGGAUCAAUCGGGAUGACUUACGCAAGGCGGUCAGUAGAGCUGAUGGUAGUAUAGAGGCGGAAGAGACGGUGUGUUAUGUGUGUGGUCCGCCUGGGAUGACUGAUGAUGUGGUGAGCAGCCUUGAGGGCUUUCUCGGGGACACGGAGCGCGUCUAUUAUGAAAAGUGGUGGUGA